AGAAGUCAAUUCUAAAUGCCGAAGAGUCACUGAUCUUUGACAGCAAAAGGAGCGCUUCACAUCUACCUCCCGGAAUACUGAAGGACAUUUUCACCACUGGGACCAGUAGUUACAAUGUCCUCCUACAGAGCAAAGAGGAGAAAAGGCAUCAUUCACAAAAGCAGUCUUCCUCCGCCCACUCCAAAAGAUGUAGAAAACCCAGCAAAUCUCCCAGCUCUUCUCGGAGUAAAGAUCUUCGGAAGAUGAAAACCCCAGUGCCUGGGAUGAGCAGUGGCACUUGGUGCUGCCUAGAACGGCAGCCUGCCAUGUUUGUCACGACUGCAGUGUCAGAUCCGGUCACGUUUCCACGUGAUCUCUCUGUUACAGGGAACAGCAUAGUGCUGCCACCUAAACCCAAAAGCAAGGUUAAGGCAUGCCAUUUCUCCACUCUUCUCAAGCCGAAGCCGCAGCCACAGCCUCAGCUGUCGAGAAGUUUUGAAAAAGAUGACUCUUCUGUAAAGAAAGUUUGUAUACUGACUGCUAUAAAGCCCACCAACUUGGAGAAGGAAAAGCUGAGAUUCUUCAAGUCUGACUAUACCUACAACCCUCAGUUUGAAUACGCGAAUCCUUCUCUGCCAAGUGUGUUAGCCAAGCACAGCAACGUAUCUGACCGGUUUCUUAAGCAGUCCAUCAACAUCAUGGAACUGACUUUACAGAAGUAUGGAAGCUAUGAGAAGUUUGAGCAGGCCACGGGGGGGAGCCUGCUCUCUAGGAGUCGGAUCUGGAGCCAUGUGAGGAAGUACAUGUUGAAGGAAGGCUGCUCGGGUGAGAUUGUAGUUCAUCUCACCGAGGACCUACUUUCCCGAGCGUCCAUGACAGUAGUAAAUGGGUGUCCGACGCUGACCAUCAACGUCUCCACGGCACGUGAGCACUGGCUGGAGGGAAUGCUGAGGCACGAAAUAGGCACACACUAUUUUCGAGGUAUUAACAACCUCCAGCAGCCAUGGAACAGUUGGACUGGCCGUAAAAAGCAUGAGCUGAAACCGAACAAUCCCACGGAGGAAGGGCUGGCAAGUAUUCAUAGUGUCCUGUUUAGAAAGGACCCGUUUCUAUGGAGGGCGGCCCUCCUGUACUACACUGUGUACCAAGCCAGCCAGAUGUCGUUCUGCAGACUCUUCGAAAGCAUCGGGAAGUUUGUCAAGGACCCCAACACGAGAUGGGAUUACUGUGUGCGAGCCAAGAGGGGCUGGACCGACACUUCCCAACCAGGGUGUUUCAGUAAAGACCAGGUGUACUUGGACGGCAUCCUGCGACUCCUCCGGCACCGGGACACCAUUGACUUUCCCCUGCUGACCGCCCUGGGGAAGGUCUCCUACGAAGAUGUGGAUCGCUUAAAAGGAUUGGCGGUUACUGAAAACACCAGGGUCCCUCACUUCCUGCAGGACCAGGAGCGAUACAUGGAACAUUUAGAGAGGAUCAUGGAAGUGAACGAACUGACCGACCAGGAACUGAAAGAUCUCAUUUAUUAA
This is a messenger RNA of Molossus molossus (Pallas's mastiff bat), 1508 nucleotides long. RefSeq names its product KIAA0895 ortholog (gene MATCAP2). NCBI's taxonomy places the organism in Eukaryota, Metazoa, Chordata, Mammalia, Chiroptera, Molossidae. The record is from RefSeq and is a predicted model, not a curated record. The transcript is spliced from 6 exons. Bases 243 to 1508 code for a protein of 421 amino acids.